AUGCAGGGUAGUCCAAUGAAUGUAAUUGUAGGUUCUCAUGUUUGGGUUGAAGAUCCAGAGGAAGCUUGGAUUGAUGGAGAAGUUUUAAGGAUUGAUGGACAGGAAGUUGAGAUCCAAACUACUAAAGAGAAGAUGGGGCCCUGCUCGAGGCGCAGCCCCCUGCCAAGGCGUGCCUCGGGCUGGCAGGGUCGCGCCCCUGUCUGCUUGGGUCGCCCAUGGCAAUGUUCGGCUGGGCAACAAGUGCUGGUCACCCACACUGCCUGGGGCCCUGCCUUGGCAAGGCCGGGCAGGCGAUGGCAUUGCCUUGACAUGGCACGUACCAAGCCCUGGCCUCUGAGCCGGGCAACCAGCCCGCCCCCGCCCCCCCAGGGCUUUGCCUUGGCUACAUCCACGGGGUUGCCCCGGCUCAUGCCCUGCCAAAGCAGCUGGAAAAUUGAUUUAGGAGGACAUGAUCUUGUUUUUCCAUGGCUGCAGUAG
Thlaspi arvense is the source of this 477-nucleotide messenger RNA. Lineage: Eukaryota; Viridiplantae; Streptophyta; Magnoliopsida; Brassicales; Brassicaceae. The record is from the annotation of a GenBank genome assembly.